This is a messenger RNA of Aspergillus pseudotamarii, 1734 nucleotides long. RefSeq names its product Cupredoxin. Bases 1 to 1734 code for a protein of 577 amino acids. Lineage: Eukaryota; Fungi; Ascomycota; Eurotiomycetes; Eurotiales; Aspergillaceae. Gene Ontology annotation, molecular function: oxidoreductase activity; copper ion binding. The record is from RefSeq and is a predicted model, not a curated record. The transcript has 3 exons.
AUGGGGCUGUUGUCUCCAAGGCUGCGAGGGUUUGCGACAGCAACUCAAGGACACCUUGUUGUUCAUGAUGACUCCUUUCAGCCCGACCAUAUCCUUCGAGUGACUGCUCAAAAUUAUAACCAGGCAUGCAUGGACCGAUAUUCAGUCGUUGUAAAUGGAUCGCUCCCAGGCCCCCAGUUACAUAUCCAGGAAGGCAAGGUGAACUGGAUCCGUGUCUAUAACGACAUGGAGGAUUUGAAUGUCACAAUGCAUUGGCAUGGUCUUUCUGCCUUUACGGCGCCCUUUUCCGACGGUACUCCCAUGGCUAGUCAAUGGCCUAUUCCUCCGGGCCACUUCUUCGACUAUGAAGUUCGCCCCGAGGUGGGCUAUGCCGGAACUUAUUUUUACCAUUCCCAUAUUGGCUUCCAGGCCGCUACUGCCUGGGGUGCGCUUAUUGUAGAAUCGGCCCAGCCACCACCAUAUGAGUACGACGAAGAGCGCGUCAUCGCUCUAUCAGACUUCUUUACUAAGACGGACGAAGAGAUCGAAAAUGGCCUCACCUCUACUAACUUCACAUGGAGUGGAGAGACCAGCGCUGUCUUGGUCAACGGUCAAGGCCGACUGGCCAGUAAUGCUACUGGGUCCUGUAAGCUGGCCGCUAUCAGUGUCGAACCCGGGAAGACAUACCGUCUGCGAUUUAUCGGGGCCACAGCUCUGUCGUUUGUCUCAUUGUCCAUAGAGAGCCAUGACGUGCUAGAGAUUAUCGAAGCAGACGGCCAUUAUACUAAGCCUUUGAAUACCAGUUACUUGCAGAUAGCUAGCGGCCAGCGGUACAGCGUGAUCCUGAAGACAAAAACCGAGGCCGAAUUGCAACAGGCGAAGUCUCGACAAUUCUAUUUCCAACUCACCACCCUGGGCCGGCCAACCGUCCUGACAACUUUCGCAGUCCUGGAGUACCCAUCUUCCACCACGACUGACCUCGUUACUGUUCCUGUCACGCCUCCCCUCCCCGUAGCCAAUAUCACUUACGGCUGGCUGGACUACGCGUUAGAGCCGUAUUCUCCGAAUCUGGACUUCCCCACUGCCGAGGAAGUAACCCGGCGCAUCAUUAUUAAUGUUCACCAGAAUAUUAGUGAUCGCACCAUAUGGCUUCAGAGCGGGUACGACUGGGUGGAGGCAUUUCCGAAGUCACCAUACCUAGUCGAUGUCUAUCAGGGUACACUUGACCUCGACGCCUCGUAUAAGCGGGCGAUUGCCAGCGGCUUUGGAUUUGACAAUCAAACCCGUCUCUUCCCUGCCAAAUUGGGUGAAGUUCUCGAGAUUGUCUGGCAGAAUCAAGGUGCCGUUAAUAAUGGUGGUGUUGAGAACCACCCCUUUCACGGACACGGCCGACAUUUCUAUGACAUCGGUGGUGGGGAUGGGUUAUACAAUCUAACGGAAAAUGAGAUCCGUUUGAAGGAUACCCAUCCGGUAUUUCGCGACACAACUAUGUUGUAUGCGUACAGAAAGAAGACGACUGCUCUCCAACCAUCUGGCUGGAGAGCGUGGCGGAUCCGUGUUACAGAUGCUGGUGUAUGGAUGGUACAUUGCCACGUCCUUCAACAUAUGUUAAUGGGGAUGCAAACGGUCUUUGCUUACGGCGACCAGGCGGAUAUUAAGGCGCAGUCUGGGGCCCCUGAUGAAGGCUAUCUGACGUACGGUGGCUCGGUAUAUGGAAACACCUCGCAUUCCCCAAUCGUACAGCACUUUUUUUGA